GGGGCCGCGGGCGAUGGGAUCCCAGCGCCCCAGAAGGUGCUCUUCCCAGCCCAGCGCCUUUGCAUGAAGUGGGAGCGGAUCCACCGUGUGGGUGCCGGGCUGAGUAACCUGGGCAACACGUGCUUCCUGAACUCAGCGCUGCAGUGCCUGACCUACACACCACCUCUCACCAACUACCUGCUCUCCCGGGAGCACGGACGCACCUGUGCCCAUGGAAGCUUCUGCAUGAUGUGCACUAUGCAGAACCACACGAUCCAGGCUUUUGCAAACAGUGGCAAUGCCAUAAAGCCACUGUCCGUCAUCCGAGAUCUCAAAAAGAUUUCCCAUAACUUGCAGUUCGGCAGGCAGGAGGAUGCACACGAAUUCCUGCGUUACACCAUUGAUGCAAUGCAGAAGGCCUGUCUGAAUGGCUACACCAAGCUGGAUCGCCAGACCCAGGCCACGACUCUGGUUCACCAGAUCUUCGGUGGUUACCUGCGGUCCCGUGUGAAAUGCUCUGAGUGCAAGACUGUGUCGGACACCUAUGACCCUUACCUGGACAUGACACUGGAGGUCGAGCGAGCUGCAAACGUCGUGCGGGCGCUGGAGCUGUUUGUGAGGCCGGAGCAGCUAGGUGGGGAAAACGCCUACAUGUGUGGCAAGUGCAGGAAGAAAGUGUCAGCCAGCAAACGCUUCACCAUCCACCGAGCCUCCAAUGUUCUCACCAUCUCACUGAAGCGCUUUGGCAGCUGCAGCACUUCACGUGGAAGGAAAAUCACCAAGGAUGUGGGAUACCCCGAGUACCUGGACAUCCGCCCCUACAUGUCUGAGCCCAAGGGCGAUCCUGUCGCGUACGGACUCUAUGCAGUGCUGGUCCACUCUGGGUACAGCUGCAAUGCAGGGCACUACUUCUGCUAUGUGAAGGCCAGCAAUGGGCAGUGGUAUCAAAUGAAUGACCAUGAGGUUCGCCCCAGCAACAUCAAGGUGGUCCUCAACCAGCAGGCCUAUGUGCUGUUCUACCUGAGGCUCUCCAGCCCCAGGAAGAGCUCAACAGGGCCUGUGGCCAAGGCUGCCUCCAGCAUGUCCAGCCACAUUGACGGUAACUCCAACCAGGUCAAGAAAAUUGGGACUAACGGGACCCUGUCCGGAUCACCCAUGGGCCUGAAACGAGCCGAGCUGCUGGGGAAGGGGCUACCAGGUCUGGAUGAUGUCGGAGUCCCUGUGUCCCGCAGCGCUCUCGGAACAGGGUUGAAGCUGACAAACGGAAUUGCUUCAUCUAAGCUGUCUCCUCAGACCCCAUCCUCCAAACUGCCCCACAAGGCCACACCAUGGCUUCCUGAUGCAGCCCAGAAGCCCAAGAAGCUGCAGACACCUGCCAUGCCCAGGGCAGGCUUCCAUGUCACCAGCAGCAUGAGCGGAGCUGAAGCAGGGCUGCCCCGUCAUGACUCGGACAGCAAGAAGCCACCUACGUCAUCCAAGCUGCUGAAGUCCAACCAAGACCCCAGUUGUGAUGGAGCCGUGGCUGGGACCCUGAAGAAGGAUUCCCAUGGCAGCACGGCAGGGCAGCUGGCCAAGGAGAUCCACAAGGCCAAGAGCAAUUCCAGCAGCUUCUGCACCUCUCAGGGAAGGGACUCUGGCACCCACCUCUCUGCUGGCCCUGGUGCCAAGCCAGCUGUCCCCAAAGACUCUGAGCUGGCUGCCCACAAAGUCUCCAAGACAGCCACUGUGAAACCCUCUGUGCUGGGCAGCACCACGUCACCACCAACAGCCAAGAAACUGGCACUGUCUGGCAAAAAGGGCAAAACCUGGCAGAAAGUGAGCAGGAGUGACCACCACACACAGUCCCACCCUGCGGACACCACCCACCGUGACUCCACUCCUGAGCCCCUGGGCAAGUCCAGCAGCAGGGAGAAAGGAUCCAGCCAGGUGGAACCAGAGGGUUCCUGCAAAAAGAGGCGCCGAAAGAGGAAGCAUCAUAGUGCAAACAGGACUGUGGCUGUGAGGGACAUGGAUGAAGUCUCCAGUCCCCCCAAUAAGGAGAGAAUUGUCUCUCCAGAGGACUUCAAAGACAAAGACUCCAGGCCCCCCAAGAGGGAGGUCAUUGGCUCUCAGAAGAACUUCAUGGAUAAAGACUCCGGACCCCCUAAGAAGAAGAGACUUGUCUCUCCAGAGGACUUCGUGUCCAGCCUGGGGAAGGAGGCAGCAGGCCAGAGUCCCAGUGAUGCCCCAGACUGUCACGACACGGAAAGCAGGCCCAAGCAGCAUGUGUCAGAGCCCAGUGUUGACCUGGGCAUGAAGCCAAACUUCUCCCUCAAGAGGAAGAAGAAGAAAAAGAAGAAUAAGAGCAAGGAGAGGCCAGUGGAGAAGGCAGAAGAGAACCACUCUGGGAUGCUGUCACUGGACAGCUCCAGGAGGACUGAACCAGAGCCACAGACACAUCAGAGCAUGGAGACUGGAGAGCGCAAGCACCGCAAGCGCAAGCGGAUGGACAACCUCAGCAGCCCAGCUGCCAACGCUGCCCAUGCCACCACCGCCACCCCAGCCCCGGCGGGCCAGGAGUCCAGCGUGGUGGGCGAGCUGCUCCAGAACUGCUUGGACAAAGCUUAUGGCAAACAAGUCUUAACGUGGCAGGGUGAGAUUUCGGCUGUCAGCCAGGAUGCUAUUCGGGACACAGCAUGCGCCCGGAGCGAGACUGUCAUCGAUGAGUGGGACCAGGAGUUUGACAAAGGAAAAGUAAAGAAAAUGAGAAAGAUGAAGCAGGAGCGGAAGAGAGACUCGAAUCCCUUCCAGAAGCUGCAGAACAAGCGGAACUUCUGGUUGAUGUCGCAUCCUGCCAAGAUGGCCAGCCUGGGCCACUGGCUCUGA
Molecule: messenger RNA, 2844 nt
Organism: Acanthisitta chloris (rifleman)
Lineage: Eukaryota; Metazoa; Chordata; Aves; Passeriformes; Acanthisittidae
Gene: USP36
Product: ubiquitin specific peptidase 36
Exons: 17
Biological process (GO): regulation of apoptotic process; protein deubiquitination
Cellular component (GO): cytosol; nucleus
Molecular function (GO): cysteine-type endopeptidase activity; cysteine-type deubiquitinase activity
Source: RefSeq, a predicted model, not a curated record